Messenger RNA from Conger conger (European conger), 4757 nucleotides. It is a transcript of the gene fam199x, whose product is annotated as family with sequence similarity 199, X-linked. The record is from RefSeq and is a predicted model, not a curated record. The transcript is spliced from 7 exons. Bases 170 to 1267 code for a protein of 365 amino acids. NCBI's taxonomy places the organism in Eukaryota, Metazoa, Chordata, Actinopteri, Anguilliformes, Congridae.
CCGACGGCAUGUAGCCUCCAUCACGCUAGGGGGGGCUGCAAUCACCUUUCUCUGCCAGCUCAUCAGUCCGUUGCGUUGUGAAGACGAGGAAGUGAAGUGUCAGGUUUGCAAAUGGAGUGGAGCGUAAGUGGUGUACUGUAAUCAAAGCAAGGCGCUCAUUAUUGUAAAAAUGUCGGAAGACCUUUAUGAAAAGUUCCUCGCCCCCGAGGAGCCUUUCCCAUUACUCUCUCAACGAGGAAACCUCAGCGAAGUCGGCACAUUGGAUGUUAGCGAUUUCGGCUGUCAGCUGUCAUCGUGUCAUAGAACAGACCCUCUGCGCCGGUUCCAUAGCAACAGGUGGAACCUCACAUCCUGUGGCACCAGUGUGGCCAGCUCAGAAUGCAGUGAAGAGCUCUUCUCCUCAGUCUCUGUCGGGGACCAGGACGACUGCUACUCCCUGCUGGAUGAUCAGGACUUCACCUCCUUUGACCUCUUCCCAGAGGGCAGUGUGUGCAGUGACGUGUCGUCCUCCAUCAGCACGUACUGGGACUGGUCGGAUAGUGAGUUUGAAUGGCAGUUGCCAGGCAGCGAUGUUGCGAGUGGAAGCGAUGUGCUGUCAGACAUCAUUCCCAGCGUCCCAAGCUCUCCCUGUCUGGUCCCCAAGCGGAAGACCAAGCAGCACAGGAACCUUGACGAGCUCCCCUGGAGUGCCAUGACAAAUGACGAGCAGGUGGAAUACAUUGAAUACCUGAGUCGGAAGGUGAGCACUGAGAUGGGACUGCGGGAACAGCUGGACAUUAUAAAGAUCAUCGACCCGUGUGCCCAGAUCUCCCCGACAGACAGCGAAUUCAUCAUUGAGCUCAACUGUCUGACAGAUGAAAAACUAAAGCAGGUGAGGAGCUACAUCCGGGAGCACGGCCCCCGGCAGCGGCCCGGCAGCACGCGGGAGGGCUGGAAGCGGAGCGCCCACAGCAGCGCGGCCAGCAGCAGCAACGGCAGCAUGGUGAGCAGCGGCAGCAGCAGCGCCGGCUCCAGCAGCACCUCCAACAUCAGCCGCGCCCACAGCGACGGCAACCUGUCGGCCAGCGCCGCCGAGCGCAUCCGCGACUCCAAGAAGCGCUCCAAGCAGCGGAAGCUGCAGCAGAAGGCCCUGCGGAAGCGCCAGCUGAAGGAACAGAGGCAGGCGCGCAAGGAGAGGCUCAGCGGCCUCUUCCUCAACGAGGAGGUGCUGUCGCUCAAAGUGCCCGAGGAGCAGGACCACGAAGGAGACGUGGACGUCUUGAUGUGACAGGAGUGAAAGUCUCAGUGUUCCUUCUACGCCUCGGGUUCCGCGUACGUGGGUGUCGGCCAAAUUCAAAAUGAGUAUUGAUUUCAAAAAAUAAAAUAAAAAUAAACAAAUGUGGCACGUUGUAUGAAGCAUCCCACUUGAAAGAUUGAAGAAAUCUGUUUUAGCGACCCGCGCCUGAAAAAGAUGUGCAUGAAAUGCCUAGAAUUAAGAGACUAAAGUACCUUAAGUUUUAGAGAAAAUAAAAGCGCUUACUGCUUUAUGUGCUUUGCUUCAAUCUUGACACUACUAGGAAAUGCUGGUCUUGGAUUGGAAUAUCGUCAUUUAAAAUGAUGCACAGUAUUUACUCAAAAGUUCAGAGUGUCAUUGCAGUCAAGGCUUUGCAUAUCUAUAUUGGUGUCUGUACACCGUGUGGCUUGAGUGAACCCAGCUGAAGGCGUAGAGGGAACACUGAACCUCGUAUCUGACGUGGGAGAAAAUGUGGACCUUUGAAUCCUUGGUGGAUCAAUGAUUAAAAAGUUAGCAUCCAUUAAAGUUGUAUGUAAUCAUGUAAAUGUUAUAUAACUGCUCUCUUAUUUUGUACUGUGACGUAGAAGCUAAAGCAUUACCUGAACGUGUCGUCAUUUUCACUUUGCAGUGACAUAAAAUUCUACUAACAUCUAAAUGAAACAAAUGGGUAAUUUCACACUGCUGUACUGUCACCUCUUUUUUUUUAUUUUUUUUUUUAAUAUGUAUUUGUUUCCUCCUCAUCCUCUUGUUUUUUUGGUUAUCGUGGGAUCUGGUUGUACUGAGCAUAGACUCAUCUUUUGCGCAGAUGUAAUGGGAUUUCCAUAUACACAGUCCCCCCUCAUGGAAACAAGUGCAUUUUACUUUACUGACUAUAGUGCACUUGCAGUUUUGUUUGUAGUGGUACAGUGUACUGUGGAUAUAUAUUUAUGCUCUUUAAAUGAUCUCUACGCAUUAUAUCUGCUGUACAUUUGCAUACAAGUAUCUACAGUCAAUAUUUAUGACAGAAAUGGAGAGAAGAUGCAUCGCUGUACCAUAAGUUACAAAUUUCUAUUUUUUUCUUGGAUUAACUAAAAACACUAAUAGUGUAAUAAUUUCUAUGUGUAGUCAAGGAUUUAGCAUUCUAUAUUGAAAUUGGGUUGUAAAAUAAGUCCAGAGUGUCGACUUUCAACAACAGAUUUCGUUGGUUGUUGUAGUGUUGGACAUUUCAGGAUUAAUAAAUAGUUUUUGUUGUAUUAAAUAUUCUGGUCAUUUCCAACCUAUUAUUAUGAAAGGUAGUGAUAAGAGAUUGAAUCUUCAUUUAACCAAAAAGGGUGAUGCUCUUAGUGUCUCAGAUUUGAAGCGACCAUUUUACUUUACUGUGAAAGGAAAUAUAAAAUGGAGGCCAAAACUGACUGAGCUCCACCCACUAUGGGGUUCAUGAAACCUCUCUCAUCACUACAAAAGCAGACAAGUGCUACUUUUAUCAAUUGCUUUUAGAGUUAUAAAAACUUUUUUAUUUUUGUUACACAGGUUCCAGUAAAGGAGACUGUCCCCUUUCUUUUCACUUUCUUUUCCUAUCACUGUAAAUAGGUCUGUGCAUUCUAUAACACUUAUUUUCAAUGUAUUUCUCUUCAUCUCUGUAUAUGUAUAUAUACAUACAAACAAACAUACAGUUUGAUUAGGCGCAAGAUCAUAAAGUUGAAGUGUAGCAUUUGCUCUAGUCGCUGAUUUCAGUCAUGUAAAUGUAAAAUGUUACUCUAGUCGCUGAUUUCAGUAAUGCUAAAUCUAAAUAAGACCAUGUACUUUAUGCAAAAUGUGCCACAUCAGACAUGGUAGUCAUGAAAAUAAUUUUACUAAUAAAUGAAAAAAAAAACACUAUUUUAUGAAUAUCAUAGGUUAAGUAAGGUUUCUAGAUUGAGGACCAUACAUGUUAAUUAUACUCAGGCUAGUGCAUUACUUUUACCUUUCGAUAGUUUAAUGGCAAUUCCUAUAAAACUUAAAAAAUGAAUGAAGCUGCAACUAUAGGAUGUAUGGCAUAAAGUUAAAUUAGCUUCAGUUAUGAUUGUACGAACAGAUUUCACAUUCGACUUUGUACAGUACACAGCCCUUCAUUCAGUUUGCUGAACCGGGUGUUUGGUCUUAUUUUCCUAAGUUAGGUACUUAUUAUGCAAUAUAGUACUGCAUGUUUGCAGUAUAUAAAGCAAAAUUAAAUGCAGUCUGAAAUAAUUGAACAACAAAAUAGGAAAUUAGGCCUUCUAUGAAAAAAGGAAAAUUUCAUUUCAUCGACUAUUGAAUCAUUAGAACUGCUAUUAAGGAAUCAAACCAAAUCCAAGUGAAAAUAAACCAAAAUUUACACGAUAGGAGCAAAUGAUUGUGAUCAGAUUUCAGCGCUUGGAGGUAUUGCAUUGUAUAAAUAAUAUUAAAUGUAAAUCCCCGCUUUACCUCUGUCAGUACACAAUUGUACAUUUUCCAACAAUAUUCUGUGCAACUUUUUGUUCUGGACUUAAUUCAUAUAUUUGUAUUUGCCCUUUAACCCUGUUUAUGUAAUAUGGAUGGUUUAUUUUUUAUAUUGGUGCACAAUAAAAAUGAAAAAAGAUGAAAUAUUUUUGUUUUUAAAGUGACCUCCCUAAGCUGAUGGCUGACUUGGUGUCUGUCCAUGUCACCUUUUCAAAAGCAUCCAGACCUGUUUAAAUGCAUUUCUUUGAUCAGACUUUCACCUCAACAGUGCCAUGUAGAAUGAAACCAUUUUUAAGGACCAUCCAUAUCCUCCAUAAAUUCCUAAUAAUUAGUGUCUAACACGGUUUCCUGGGCAGAUACUAUUAUGACCGGUUACAGUAUGCAUGUUAUUUAAGAACAUAAACCAUGUUGUAUCAACGAACCCUAGCUUGGUGCAGCUUGGUGCAUAGUCUAAAAGCUGUACGAGAAGCUAGAGUAUAACGUGCUGGAAAUCAAACGAAUGACGCCGACAGCUAAAAGUAGCUGCACGUUACUUACAAAACAUGAAUAUUAAGCAUUACACUUCACCCAUACAACUUUCAGUAAUAUUCACCCCAGGACAAAAGGCAUUACCAUUGUGUUUACCUAAGGGUAUUACUUGAAAAGGUUUAAAACAUCUUAAACUAUUUUUUUAUUCUUUAUAUAGUGACUAGUGUUUCUCAUUUUACUGGCAUGUGAUCGCCUGAAAAAUUCUCCUGCAAAACCCCUCCACUCCUUUUGUCCCACUCCCUGUCCUCCUUUAGUUCAUUAAAACUGUAAACUGUAUAACUGCCUGUAUAACUCUUUUACACCACUUACCUUUCCUUCCCAUUCAUCUCCCUUAAGUUCAGCACGAGAGGAGAAAUGGCAAGCACUGUAACGCAUGAAAUCGUUAGUUGCUGGAUCAACACGCACUCUCCUUUCUUCCCCUCAGAUGUUCUUCUGUAUGUGGAUAUGAUUUCUGUUUGUUUUUUGUCUUUCCUGUUUAUUCUCAAAGAGCCACAAACCAACAAUAAAAACUCAAGAAACA